This is a messenger RNA of Apis florea (little honeybee), 2991 nucleotides long. RefSeq lists its product as uncharacterized. Lineage: Eukaryota; Metazoa; Arthropoda; Insecta; Hymenoptera; Apidae. The record is from RefSeq and is a predicted model, not a curated record.
CGAUAUUGCUAAAAAAAAUAUCGUAUUCAAUAUUAUCAAUAAAAUUGAAUUCCAAAAAUUAACUGUAGAGAAUAUCACGUUGAAAUCCCUGCAUGAUCUUGAUGUAAAUAGUUUUUUUAAAGAUUUUCUCUCAAAAUCAACAGAACAAAAUAUAACUAUAAAAUUCAUUUUUUAUAAAGUUACGGUUAAUAAUAUCAAAACUAAAAUUAUUAAUUAUCAAAAUAUCUCUAAUUUGAUAUGGAUUGAUAAACCUUUAUUGCUAGAGAACAUCAAAUUCGACAAUUUAAUUGUAGAAGGAGAUAUUGUAACAAAAACUUUAAACAAUUUUGUUUUUAAUGAGUUAUAUUCAAACUUGAUCAAUGUGUCAAUAUCAAAAAUCACUAAUUUAAAAAUACACGGAAAUAUUUCUUGGGAUAUUUUUUCAACAAAUUCCACUUCUUUGACAUUCUUACUCAAAAAUGCAGUAACCAAAACAACGAAUCAAAUUAUUCAAAGCAAUAUAAUUUUUCAAAAGAAUAUAUCAGCAUCAACAAUUAAAGCACAAUCUAAAGAAAUCGAUAAAAUACAUAAUAUUAUUGUAGAUGCUGUGAUAGAUGAUGAGAAAAAUAUUGAAAUAAUUGGUCAAAAAAUUUUUAAAGAGAAUCUAAAUAUUGAUACUAUAUCAGUAAUCAAUGAUAUUGAUAUUCCUAUGAUUAACAAUAUUAAUAUUCUCGAAUUUAAUAAUUCCGUGGUAAGAAAAGAUCGAGAAACAAUAAUAACUGGAAUUAUAACUUUUCUCGAUGAUGUUGCGAUUGAUCAAAUUCUUGUCAAUGAUAAUGUUCAUAACAUCCUCCUGAAGGAUGUGAUUCUGGUAACUGAUGUAUUACCAAACCACAUAUUUUUCAAAAAUCUUGUUAUAUUAAAAAAUGUACGUUUGAAGAAUUUUGAUAAAGUAGAUUUUGAUGAAUUUUUAAAGAAUCAUGUAACUAUUGACAAAGAAAAUGAAAUAUUUUUUGAUGUAUAUUUCAAUGAUAUUAUAGAAAUAACAGAGAAUGCAAAUGCAUCAACACUCAAUGAUAUUUAUCUCUCCGAUUUGGUUCUAAAUGAAAGUAAGGAAACGCAAAUAAUAUCUGAUUCAAAGAUCUUUGAAGAAAAUUUCAUAAUAAAUGGCAAUAUUUAUACACCAUUUAUUAAUGGGAUGAAUAUAUCAUUAGAAUAUUGUAGCGGUGUGCAAAAUGAUGAAGACGUUAAAAUCAUCGGAGAUUUGAUUUUUGAAUCAAAAAUUAAAGUUCCAGAAAAUAUAUCCGUUUUCAACUUAAUAAACGAAGUAAAUUUAUAUACUAUUCUUUAUAAUCUACAAGAACAGACACAUCAAAUCUAUCGCGUGUUUGUACUAAAUGAAAUUAGAAUGAAGGAGAGCAUGGUUCAAUCUUCCUUAAUUUCUAAAACUCUCACGAACAUUUUUUCAUAUUUAGAAAUAGAACAAAAGUUAAGAAUUCAAACACCUAAUAUUAAGAAGAUUGAUGUUAUUUAUUAUGAACAGAUUACAAAACUGAAUAUGUUUGGAGAAGAAGCAGGAUAUUUUUGCGGACUUCCAGAUAAUUGUUCUUGUCCAAUUGAAUAUAUGGCUGAACUUACCAAAAAAACUUGUCAAAUUCGAAAAAUAAAUAAUAAUAAAAUAAUAAGAAAUUAUCAAUAUUUGUAUAAUAUAUAUGGUAUAAACAUAGAAUCAAAUGCAAUAUCAUAUAGCCGUGAAUGUACAUUGAAUAAUACCGAAAAUGAAUUCAUUACAAUUUUAUGGAUUAAACCUAACAUAAUUGAUACUGGAGAUAUAUUAGCUAAUAUAAAAGAAACGUCUUUAAAAAUUCGAGGUUUUAUAAAAGAUGCAAAAUUUUUCAUGACACAUGAUAAUGCUACUUUUCUUGUACUAGCAGUAUAUUAUGAUACGAUACUUGCAACACAUCAGACAAAUUCUCUAAUUUACAAAAUUGAUUUCAAGAACAAUACAUUAUUUUUGUAUCAGAAUCUAUCUACUGAUGGAGCUUCGACUGUUGAAAUUUUUAAAAGAAAUCACGAUGUAUAUCUUCUAUUUGGUUGUUUUGGAAACUCCGAAAAAUCAUCUUUAUAUAAAUUAGAUGCUUUUACUUCCAAAUUUAUAAUAAUUAGAACCUUCGAAGGUAAAACACGCAAUGUAAAAAGUUUAAUUCAAGAACAAGAUUGUUUUGUUUUUUUAGACGAUUUCGAGACAAAUGCAAUAAAUAUUUUUUAUUAUAAUUCAAAAUUUGAUAAUUUUUACAAUUAUCAAACUCUCUUCUAUAAUUCACAAGUUUAUGGAAUAGAAUCUUUUUAUAUGAACGAAUUUGGUCAAACCAAUUCCUUUAUCAUUGUCACAACAGAAAAUGAUGGAUUUUAUAUUUAUGAAUAUAUGCAUGCACAAAAAUUCCAAUUGAAGAUACAUCACCACAUAGAUGACUUACAAAUUAUGAUACCUUUCUAUCAUUUAGAAAAUUAUUAUAUCUUUAUGGGUACAAGCACAAAUAGCACUAUAUUACGAAUCAUAAAACAAGGUCCCUAAAAAAUUUUAUAAGAAUCUUAUUAUAGUUAUAAUAUAUAAGUUUAUUUACAUAUUAUGUAUAAAUUAAUAUAUGGUAGAAUUAAUACAUACAUAUUAAUAACUAAAAUAUAUGUAAUAUAUAUUUACAAUAUAAAUUUCAUGUAUUGAAUAAUUAAUAUAUUUGUUAGACAAUCGAACUUUAUUACUUUAUAUGAAAUAUAUAUCUUGGUUGGAACAUCUAUAAGACUUAUGUCUAAAAAAGCAGAUUUAGUAUUAAUCGAAUUGCGCCAGCGCAAUUCCAACGAAAGCAUUGAACUUUAAUUUUUACAAAAAGAGACUUAAGACAAAAUCAAAUGGCAUAAAAAUCAUUACGUGAGGAUAUAAGCAAUUAAAUGGUGUAGUUGCAAAUAUUUUCAGAACGAUAUAUAAUAAUAUUCUACGACGAAUUCUGUAGUCAA